AAAUAAAACCAAUCGCUUACUUUCUCUUUCUAUACAUACACAAAUACACACAUAUCACCUCUGUCGAUUUGGGUUUUUUUCAUCUCUCAAUCCCUAGAAAUCCUACACAUUCCUUUUUCAAUUCUCGAUUACCCCUUUGAUUUUUCUUCAAAAUCUCGGCACCCGUUUUCUUAAAUUCCCCUAACUUUAAAAACCCUAGUUCACUUUUUUGGGGAAUUGCAAGUUAGUGUUAGUAUAACACACUAGUACGUAAUAAAGUUUGUAUCUUUUUUGUGCAGAUUCAUGUUUUUGUGCUAGGUUUUGUGUUUUAAGUCUCAUUUAAGUAGAAGUUUAUAGCUCUUCAAUGCUGGAGGCAGUAUGCAGGUGAUAGCUUUUGGAAAUGCAAAGGUAUCAUGCAACCAGCAGCACUAGUGCGGUCAAUAACAAUGCUAUUGGCGGGAGAUCAGCUAAGGAUUCAUCUCGAUCUGAGGCCUCUCCGGUUACCUCAAACUUUCCUCUGAACUCAAGGCGGCAAAUACAGGUGACUCCAUACAAACUAAGAUGUGAGAAAGAAUCGCUUAAUUCACGGCUCGGGCCACCUGACUUCAACCCACCAACUCUGAAUUGCCCCGAGGAGACACUUACCAGGGAAUAUGUACAAUCCGGAUACAGGGAGACUGUUGAGGGACUCGAGGAAUCUAGAGAGAUCUCAUUAUCACAGGCCCAAGCUUUUUCUCGACCUUUAGUCUUAAAGUGCAAAGAGUCAAUCAGAAAAUAUCACAGGGCCAUUAAUGAAGCUCGUGCACGAAAACGCAAGGAGGGCCAAGUUUAUGGAGUUCCCCUCUCUGGUAAUUUAUUGACCAAACCAGGUACUUUUGUGGAACAAAAGCCAUGUGGAGAGGACUUCAGGAAAAAAUGGAUGGAGGGUUUAUCUCAGCCGCGUAAACAGUUGCGUUCACUGGCUGACCAUAUUCCUCAUGGUUAUAAGAAGACAACCCUUUUUGAAGUCCUAAUCCGGAAUAAUGUUCCUAUACUACGGGCAACUUGGUUCAUUAAAGUAACCUAUCUUAAUCAGAUUCGUCCGGGAUCAUCCAGUACUCCUGAGAAGACUCAGUAUACCCGGUCUGAGCAGUGGACAAAAGAUGUGAUUGAUUACUUGCAGCACCUUCUGGAUGAAUUUGUCUCGAAAAGUAAAUCGCUUCCUAUUGUAAAUGUCAGAGACCGGGCAUCACAAAUUUCUUCUGGGUCAAUGCAUCACAAAAACGGGAAAAUAUCAUCCACGGUCGAUAGCGAGGAUCCUCCCUUUCAAUUUAAAUGGUGGUAUGUGGUGCGGAUUCUGCAAUGGCACUACUCAGAGAAGUUGCUUGUUCCUUCUCUCAUCAUUGAUUGGAUUCUUAAACAGCUACAGGAAAGAGAAUCACUUGGGAUAUUGCAGCUGCUAAUGCCCAUCUUAUAUUCUGUCUUAGAAACAGUUGUCUUAUCUCAGUCAUAUGUUCGCAAAUUAACAGGAUUAGCCCUUCGUUUCAUCCGUGAACCUUCUCCGCGUGGUUCUGAUCUUGUGGAUAACUCACAGAGGGCAUACACAGUCUCUGCUCUGGUGGAGAUGCUUCGGUAUUUACUACUUGCUGUGCCUGAUACUUUUGUUGCUUUGGAUUGCUUUCCGUUGCCGUCUUGUGUAGUAUCUCAUGUUGUAACUGACGGGGGAAUCCUGACAAAGUUAUCUGAGGAAUCAAGGAGAGAAAGAGAUGGUCCAAUGGAAAUUUCUUGUGUGGGUAGAGACAGAGGGCUUGAGGUUCAGGGUCAGCCAUUGUCCAUUGAUUGUGUUGUUUCAUCGAUCCAAAAACGGGCAACUAAUCUUGCCCGGGCUGCAAGACCUAGCCAUCCUGGUCAUAAUGUGGCUAAAGCUGUACAAGCAUUGGACAGAGCUCUGAUAAAGGGUGAUGUCACAGUCGCAUAUAGAUUUCUCUUUGAAAAGAUUUGUGAUGGAGCUGUUGAUACAAGGUGGAUGACUGAAGUUAGCCCAUGCUUACUAUCAUCACUUAAGUGGAUUGGCACAAUUAAUUUAUCGUUUCUUUGCUCCGUGUUUUUCAUUUGCGAAUGGGCAACGUGUGAUUUUAGGGAUGUACGGACUGGCCCAAUUAAAGGACUAAAAUUCACUGGGGGGAGGGACUUUUCUCAAAUAUAUAUUGCACUGCGACUUUUGAAGCUUACAAAACAGAGCAUACAAAGUUCAGUGCGAGGCAGGAGCGAUUACAUCUCAGAAAUUGAUGACCCUGUGGGAGGCACUGGUCAUCUGAAUAAUUUUUUUGAAAGGAGAUCUUCUAGGAAUCUUUCUGAGCUAAAAAGGAAAUUAAAGAGUUUAGAAGGGAAAAGGAAGGAUUUGUCUGAAGUUUUUCAAAGCCCAGGUCCUUUGCAUGAUAUCAUAGUAUGUUGGGUCGAUCAACAUGAGACACAAAAUGGAGAAGGUUUUAAGCGCCUACAACUACUUGUUAUUGAGUUAACCCGUUCUGGGAUAUUCUACCCACAGGCAUAUGUAAGACAGCUUAUAGUUAGUGGAAUCAUGGAUGACCCUGCUGCUGAUUUGGGAAGAAGGAUGAGACACUACAAAAUUAUAAAGCAGCUUCCAGGUCCCUAUGUUUGUGAUGCUUUAGAAGAAGCACAAGCUGUUGAAACGGAAUUGAUGGCAGAAGCCAUGCAUGUUUACUCUAAUGAACGCCGAUUUGUGCUUUCGGGACUUAUUGGUAAUCGCAGAAGUAAUAACGGGAAAAAUAAUUCAUCUCGGAAACGAAAGAAAUAUUUAAAUUACGGCAUAGAUAAUUCUUUAUUAUUGGCUGCUGAUCAGCAUACAAAGGAUUCAUCUUCAAGCUAUUCAUCUGGGAAAAAUGUGAACAGUGUUGCUCACCUGGAAGAUUUAAAGGUAUCAAUCUCAAUGUUGUUGCAAUUCCCAAGUUUUUCUUCUACAAGUGUAGAUGCGGGGAGUGUUGAUAUGCAGGGGACUAAUAAGAAGUCUGUUGGGUCAGUAAUCCCCAUGAAUGACAGUGGCGAGGGAACACCUGGAUGUGAAGAAUGUAAAAGGGUAAAGAGACAAAAGUUAAAUGAUGAGAAGUAUCUGCCAGUUAAUUCCCCUAAUCAAUUUGAUGAUGAAGACAUGUGGUGGGUGAAAGAAGGGUCCAAGUCAUCUGAAUCUAAUAGAACAGACCUUCCUGUUAAGGCAACCAAACAGGCCUCACGGGGCAGGCAAAAGGUUGUGCGUAAAACUCAAAGUUUAGCCCAAUUAGCAUCUGCUAGAAUUGAAGGUAGUCUGGGAGCAUCUAUUAGUCACCUUUGUGAUAGUAGGAUAAGUUGUCCUCACCACAGAUCUGGUAAUGAUGUGGAUGCUUCUAAAUUGGCCGGGAUUGGGCUAUCUGCUGGGAACAUUGUUUCAAUUGGAAAAGCUCUAAAGCAGCUCCGAUUUGUAGAGAAGAGGGUCAUCUCUGUCUGGUUGAUGGCCACUGCAAAGAAGCUUGUUGAAGAGGCUGAGAAGGAUGUUGUCAAGGUUGGUCAAUACAGUAGACAGGUACCUGCUGCUGAUGACCGUGUAUCUUCACGAUGGAAGCUCGGAGAAGAGGAGUUGUCUGCUCUAAUUUAUUUGAUGGACAUCUCUUAUGACCUAGUUCCGGGAGUCAGAUUUCUGCUUAUGCUAUUACCUAAGGUUAGCCACAUUGCUUCAUUACAUGGAGGGAGAAACAGUUUCAUGUUGCCAAGGAAUGUGGAAAAUAAUGUCUGUGCCAUUGGGGAGACAUUUCUUUUAUCAAUUCUGCGGAGGUAUGAAAAUAUGCUUGCUGCAACUGAUCUUAUACCUGAAACGCUGUCAGCCUUAAUUAAUCGUGCUACAGUUGUUUUGGCUUCAAAUGGAAGGGUUGCUGGUUCACCUUCACUGGUUUAUGCUUGCUAUUUGCUGAAGAAAUAUAGAAAUGUGAAGAGUGUCAGUGAGUGGGAAAAAAAUCUUAAAGCAACGGGUGACAAGCGACUCAUUUCGGAACUUGAGUCUGGAAGAUCAUCUGAUGGUGAAUAUGGAUUUCCUUUGGGUGUUCCCGCUGGAGUUGAAGAUGUUGACGAUUUUUUACGUCAGAAAAUUACUGGUAUCCGAGCAUCUAGACUCGGUUUGAGCAUGAAAGAUAUAGUGCAAAGACAUGUUGAUGAAGCAUACCACCACUAUGGCAGAGAGAGCAAACUUAAUUCUGGCGGUACAUUUAAAGACCACCCUUCUCUGGAGAAAGUAGAUGAUGGGCAUCAAAUAGCUCAACAGACUGUAAUGGGAUUAAUGGAAUGCAUUAGGCAAACUGGUGGGGCAGCUCAAGAAGGCGACCCUACUUUAGUUUCUUCCGCUGUUUCUGCAAUUGUUAACAACAUUGGGCAAGUUAUAGCUAAGAUGCCUGAAUUAACAGCCGGUGGGAAUUCUCUGUCCUCUAGUCCUUCACUAUGCUUUGCACGUCGGACUUUACGCAUUCAUAUAAAUUGCCUUGCAUUACUUAAGGAAGCACUUGGAGAGCGUCAAAGUCGUGUCUUUGAGAUUGCUCUUGCAACAGAGGCUUCCUCAGCCAUUGCCCAACUGUUUGCUCCUGGAAAGAAUCCCCGUGGUCAAUUUCAUAUGUCUCCUGAAGCACAAGAUUUCAAUCCAAACUCAUCUAAUGAUGCAAUAAAUAAUACAAAACCUGUUCUUGGUAGGGCUGCAAAAUCCACAGCUGCUGUUACUGCACUUGUGGUUGGAUCGAUUCUUCAGGGAAUCGCUACCUUGGAAAGAAUGGUAACUGUUUUCAGACUAAAGGAAGGUUUGGAUGUAGUUAAUUAUGUUAGGAGUAUGAGGUCAAACUCAAAUGGGAACUCGCGUGUAGGGGCAUUGAAGGUUGAAAACAUGAUUGAAGUUUCUGUUCACUGGUUUAGGGUUCUUGUUGGGAACUGCAGAACUGUUUCUGAUGGAUUCCUUGUUGAGCUUUUAGGUGAAGCUUCUGUAUUAGCUUUGUCGAGAAUGCAGAGAAUGCUUCCACUCAGCUUAGUGUUUCAACCUGCUUAUUCCAUUUUUGCGUUUAUAGUGUGGAGGCCAUUCAUUUUAAAAUUCAACACUAUAGCCCGAGAAGAUCCCCCACAGUUGCAUAACUCCUUGACAUUGGCAAUCAAUGACGUCAUCAGACACCUGCCUUUCCGUGAUGUUUGUCUGAGAGAUACUCCUGGUUUUUAUGACAUUGUGUCUGCAGAUAGUACCGAUUCAGAAUUUGCUGCCAUGCUAGAAUUGAGUGGGUUGCAUGUGCACUCAAAAGCCUUGGCAUUUGUCCCUUUGCGGUCUAGACUCUUUCUAAAUACCAUGAUUGAUUGUAAAUUGCCGCACGUGUUUGCACAGGAUGAUAGGAGUCGGGUUCCUGGACAUGGCGAGUCAAAACUUCAUUAUGCAGAAAAUGAAGCAAAAAUUCUGGAUAAAUUGGUCCAUGUUCUGGACACUCUGCAGCCUGCCAAAUUCCACUGGCAGUGGGUUGAGCUUAGACUUCUUUUGAAUGAGCAAGCCCUAGUUGAAAAACUGGAAUCUGAUACCCCUCUAGCCGAGGCUAUUCACUCAUUAUAUCCAGAUCCUGAUAAAGUCGCUGCUUCUGAGAAUGAGAAUAAUUUUAUUGAAAUCAUCCUUACAAGGUUGCUGGUAAGACCUGAUGCAGCCCCCCUCUAUUCAGAGGUGGUGCAUCUUUUUGGGAGGUCACUUGAGGAGUCGAUGCUUUUGGCAACUAAGUGGUUUCUCAAUGGCCCUGAUGUUUUGUUCGGAAGGAAAUCUAUCAGGCAAAGGCUUAUCAAUAUUGCUGAAAGUAGAGGUCUGUCAACUAAGGCUCAAUUCUGGAGGCCAUGGGGAUGGUGCAGUUCUAAUUUUAAUCUUCCUAAAAGUAAGAGUGAGAAGGGGAAGUUUGAUGUCUUCUCUUUUGAAGAAGGCGAGGUAGUUGAAGAAGGAAUUGAUUCGAAUCGUAACAUCAAAGUGCCAUCAAAAAUUUUAGAUGUCAAAACUAAUUUUGUCUACCAGCAACAUGAAACUGAAAGAGCUCUAACUGAAUUAGUUGUUCCAUGCAUUGAUCAAAGCUCUGAUGACUCUCGCAACACUUUUGCUAGUGAUUUGAUCAAGCAGAUGAAUACAAUUGAUCAGCAAAUAAGUGCAGUUACUCGUGGAUCAAGUAAGCAACCAGGAACUGUUACUUCUGGGGUUGAGGCAUCUUCGGUUAAAGGAAAUACGCGCAAGGGUGCAAGAGGCGGCAGUCCUGGGAUAGCAAGACGAUCUGCAGUACCAGUUGAAACUGUACUUCCUUCCUCUUCUGCUUUACGAGCUUCCAUGUCAUUGCGUUUGCAGUUCCUCCUGAGAUUGCUUCCUCUUGUGUGUGCAGAUAGGGCGCCUUCGGGUCGUAAUAUGAGGUACAUGCUUGCUGCUGUGAUUCUCCAUCUUCUAGGAAGUAGAGUUGUGUACGAGGAUCUAGAUCAGUCCAAUUUAACAUUAGAAAUGUCAUCAAAGAGGGAGGUAGAGUUGAUGGUGGAUGCUUACUCUGCCGCUUCUGUAGAUUUAUCUGGUGAGAAUCUCUUUGAUCGGUUGUUAUCAGUGCUGCACGUAUUAUUGAGCAGCUGCCAGCCAAGUUGGUUAAAGUUGAAAUCCAACUCAAAAUCAGCCAUUGAAUCUGUCAGGAGCUGCACUGUUUUCGACCGGGACGUGGCAGAGAGCAUGCAGAAUGACUUGAAUAAUAUGACAUUACCAGACAUUAUCCGUUGGCGCAUUCAAACUGCAAUGCCAGUUCUUUUCUCUUCAUUUCGGUGCUCUAUCUCGUGCCAACCGCCAUCUGUCUCUGCUUCUGCACUUGCUGCUUUACAGCCCAGCACCUUAGUUUCAGGACUCCAUCCUGGAAAUAUAAACCAGAGCCAGAGAAAUCUGGGUGCUUCAGCACGAGGCACCACUCAAGGAGCAGGAAAGAACAAGCCUUCUGCCUUGCAGCAGGACCUGGGUAUGGAAAUGGAUCCCUGGACUCUUUUGGAAGAAGGAACAGAAUCUGGCCCAUCAUCAAGCAACACUGCCAUAAUGGGUGGCAGUGACCAAGUGAAGGCGUCCUCCUGGCUAAAAGGGGCUGUUAGGGUGAGACGGAUGGACCUCGCAUAUAUUGGUUCAGUGGACGAGGACAGCUGAUAAUUUUUGGGCUUCAUAUCUUACAUGCAAAUUCAUUCUUUUGUUAGCUGACGAAGGGAAAGGAGCUCGGGAAGAGAGCAUUUGAUGCUGCAAACAGAACCUGAAGAAUGAAGAUCUACUCUAGAGCCACCAACCUGCCUUUUGGACCUUGCUCGAUUACUAACCCCAGAUCGAUCUUUGGAUGUGGCAUUUGUAGGUGCAGUUCAGAGGUUUGUAACUUUGUAUAUAGGGAGGUAAUCGUCUCCCUUAAAUUUAGCUAAGCCCAAGCAUCUCCCCAUGAGCUGUUGUUGUUUCAUUGUCAUUGUUAUCUAGGUACAUUCUUACCAGAAUCUCUCCAUAUAGGAUAAAUGCAUCCAUAUAUAUAGAUUUUGCGUUUUCAGAAGGCUAAAGUGCGCAAAUUUGCUUGGUUCAGUUAAUUCUAAUUGAAAUCUGUACUAGUUUCUUAACGUCCGAAAUUUGUUUUACUAGAAUAGACUAGAAUAGCUGUGUUAUACUCCCUUGUAAGAUACUAAUUAAGCAGUAAUAUAUAGGGUUGGCUUCUUCAGCUUAUCA
Molecule: messenger RNA, 7708 nt
Organism: Daucus carota subsp. sativus
Lineage: Eukaryota; Viridiplantae; Streptophyta; Magnoliopsida; Apiales; Apiaceae
Product: mediator of RNA polymerase II transcription subunit 12
Exons: 13
Coding region: 380-7156 (2258 amino acids)
Biological process (GO): regulation of transcription by RNA polymerase II
Cellular component (GO): mediator complex
Molecular function (GO): transcription coregulator activity
Source: RefSeq, a predicted model, not a curated record